AUGGCGUCCAAGCUAGUUGACAAUCUGAGCUGUCCGAUCUGCCUGGACAUCUUUAAAGAUCCCGUCAUCCUGUCCUGCUACCACAGCUUCUGUAGAGAGUGUGUGGAGAACUGCUGGAAGGAGAAAGAGGACAAGGAGUGUCCUGUUUGUAAGAGGAGACACUCAAAGGAAUGCUUACCUUCUAACUUUGCUUUAAAGAACCUGUGUGACACUGUUCUACAGGACAGAGAUCAGAGAUCUUCAGAGUCUGCGAAGGAUCUCUGCAGUCGGCAUAAUCGUGAAUUUGAACUCUUCUGUCUGGACCACGAGGAGCCGGUGUGUCUUAUCUGCAGAGAUUCAGAAAAACACUCCAACCACAGAUUCAGACCCAUCGAUGAAGCUGCAGAAGAACACAAGAAGAAACUUGAGGAAACUCUGCAGCCCUUAAAGGAGAAGUUAACGGUUUGUGAAAAAGUCAAAGUGGAGUUUGAUCAAACUCUGGACCACAUUGAUGUCCAGGCCCGGCACACACAGAGGCAGAUUAAGGAGCAGUUUAAGAAGCUUCACCAGUUUCUAGCAGAGGAAGAGGAGGCCAGGCUGCGUGCACUGAGGGAGGAAGAGGAGCAGAAGAGACAGAGGAUGAAGGAGCAGAUGGAGGCUCUGAGAGCACAGAUAGUAGAUCUUUCACAGACAGUCAGAGCCACAGAGGACCAGCUGAUGGCCCAAGACGUCUCCCUCCUGAAAAACUACAAGGCUGCAGUGGAAAGAGUCCAGCAGCGCCCCCUGCUGGAUGAUCCACAGCUGCUCUCAGGAGCUCUGAUAGACCAGGUCAAACACCUGGGCAACCUGGGCUUCAACAUCUGGACCAAGAUGAAGGACCUGGUCUCCUACACGCCCAUCAUUCUGGACCCAAACACUGCUCACCCAGAACUCAUCCUGUCUGAUGAUCUGACCGCUGUGAGACCAGGAACGAGACAGCGGCUUCCUGAGAAUCCAGAGAGGUUUGAUCGUUACUGGUCCGUCCUGGGCUCUGAGGGCUUUAACUCAGGGACUCACAGCUGGGAUGUCCAGGUUAGAGACAGUACACGCUGGGUACUGGGAGUGUUAGCAGAGUCUGGACAGAGGAAGGGAAAGAUAGAGUCUGGAAUAUGGGGAGUAUGGUUAUAUGAUGGUAAAUACAGAGCAGUCUCAUCAUUACAAGGAAUCACUGAUCUCUCAGUGAAGAAUCCUCCAAAGAGGGUCAGAGUGAAUCUGGACUGUAACAGUGCAGAGCUGUGGUUCUCUAAUCCUGAUACUAACACACACAUCCAUACCUUUAAACUCACUUUCACUGAGACCAUGCUUCCAUACGUUAGUACUGUAGAUAAUAUGAAGAUUUCACCAGAGAGGAUCUCUGUGACUGUGGAGCCAAACUAA
This is a messenger RNA of Cheilinus undulatus (humphead wrasse), 1395 nucleotides long. Its product is annotated as nuclear factor 7, brain-like. Bases 1 to 1395 code for a protein of 464 amino acids. The record is from RefSeq and is a predicted model, not a curated record. NCBI's taxonomy places the organism in Eukaryota, Metazoa, Chordata, Actinopteri, Labriformes, Labridae. The transcript has a single exon. Gene Ontology annotation, molecular function: protein binding; zinc ion binding.